Messenger RNA from Seriola dumerili (greater amberjack), 1128 nucleotides. It is a transcript of the gene prokr1a, whose product is annotated as prokineticin receptor 1-like. Gene Ontology annotation, biological process: neuropeptide signaling pathway. Bases 1 to 1128 code for a protein of 375 amino acids. Gene Ontology annotation, molecular function: neuropeptide receptor activity. Gene Ontology annotation, cellular component: membrane. Lineage: Eukaryota; Metazoa; Chordata; Actinopteri; Carangiformes; Carangidae. The transcript is spliced from 2 exons. The record is from RefSeq and is a predicted model, not a curated record.
AUGGGAAACCUGACCAACAUCAGCUUGGCGCUAACAGACUACUUCCUGGCUGGUGAUGGCCUGGACUACGAGGUUCCUCUGGACGAGAUCCCGGACACCACGCAGGGCCGGGCCUUCUUCGUGGCCACCAUCGUCAUCGCCGUGGUGCUGGUGGGCAUCAUGCUGGUGUGUGGCGUUGGAAACUGCCUGUUCAUCGCCAGCCUCGCCCGUUACAAGCAGCUCCGAAACCUGACCAACCUGCUGAUCGCCAACCUGGCCGUGUCGGACGUGCUGGUGGCGGUGGUGUGCUGUCCCUUCCUGCUGGAUUACUACGUGGUGAAGCAGCUGUCGUGGGAUCACGGCCUGCUGCUCUGCGCCUCCACCAACUACCUGCGCACCGUCUCGCUCUACGUGUCCACCAACGCACUGCUGGCCAUCGCCGUGGACAGGUACAUGGUCAUCCUCCACCCUCUGAAGCCUCGUAUGAAGCACCAGACGGCGUACUGCGUGAUCCUGACGGUUUGGAUCGUCCCCAUCUUCAUCUCCAUCCCUUCGGCCUACAUGGCCUCCGAGACCACGUACCCGCACGUGGCGGGUCGCACCCACAAGACCUUCUGUGCUCAGAUCUGGCCCGUGGACCAGCAGGUUUACUACCGCUCAUACUUCCUCCUCGUCUUCGCCCUGGAGUUCAUGGGCCCCGUGACCGUCAUGGCGGUCUGCUACAUCCGGAUCUCCAGGGAGCUGUGGUUUAAGGAUGUUCCGGGUUUCCAGACGGAGCAGAUCCGGAAGAGGCUCCAGAGGCGUCGGAGGACGGUGGUGGUGCUGAUUCUGGUGCUGGUCGCCUACGUCCUGUGUUGGGCGCCGUACUAUGGCUUCGCCUUGCUGCGGGACUUUUACCCCACCCUCAUCUCCAGGGACAGGAACUCCCUGGUGGCCUUCUAUAUAAUCGAGUGCAUCGCCAUGAGCAACGGGGUCAUCAAUACCCUCUCCUUCGUGAGCGUCCAAAACAACACCAAGCGCCUGAAGAAGGCGGGCAAGUUCCCGCCGAGGCUGGUGACCUUCGUAGCCGCCAAGUUGGUGGAUGAAGGGGAGGCACGGACGUCCUCCCUCCGAGUGACGGAGGACGCGGACGGAGCUCGGCCGAGGUAG